AUGAGUUAUUCUAUGGAACCGCCAGCAAUGAGCACUUUUUUAUCAGACAACGAAACAGUUGGAGAAUCCACUAACCUUUUGCAUCUCGAAGGUCAUAGUUGGAGCCAGCUGCAAGAUGGGACUAUUGAGAUAACUGACCGAUUGCCUAAGAAAGAAUACUACAUGAGUCUUCGGAGGUUCAACAGCACUGGUCCUAAUUCUGGAACUGCACACAGGUUGGGAAGUAUUUCCAGUGGUUCAGCUGCUGGAUUAGCCAAUGGAUCAUCUGGUUUACUAGGUGGUAACUCACCCUCACCGCGCCCAGGUGGUAGUACUCUACGUGGAUCAUCACACCCAUCGGUUGUUGAUUUUAAACCUUCUGGUAAAAUAGUAGAUUGUACGGUUGUAAUGCUGGAUGGCACAACAAGAGAGUUUCGUUUAGAUAAAGCUGCCUAUGGACAACAAUUAUUCGAUGCUGUUUGUACACAUCUUGGUUUAUUAGAGGUUGAAUUCUUUGGCAUCACAUAUUACGAUUCAACUAAUAAUUGGUUCUGGCUCCAAACUGAUCAGAAAAUUGCAAAACAAAUCGGUAAAAAUGAAUGGCAGUUUGAAUUUCAAGUUAAAUUCUAUCCAUGUGAUAUCGACUCAAUCAAAGAAGAUAUAACACGUUACUAUCUUUGUCUACAAGUACGGCAGGAUAUAGUUAGUGGACAGCUUCCAUGUUCAUUUGUAACUUAUUGCAUUCUUGGGUCGUAUAUAGUUCAAUCAGAAGCUGGCGACCAUGAUCCGACUCAACAUAUUGGCAUAAAAUAUAUACAAGAUCAUCCAUUUGCUCCUCAUAUGCUUCAAACACCUGAAAUGUUAGGAAGAAUUGUUGAACUACACAAACUUCAUCGUGGUAAAACACCUGAGGAGGCUGAUCGUUUAUUUUUAAAUAAUGCUCGUAAAUUGGCCUUGUAUGGUGUUGAUUUGCAUAAAGUUAAGACGUCUCAAGGUCAAGAUAUUACUCUAGGUGUUUAUUAUGGAGGUAUCCUGCUAUACCGUAAUCGUAUUCGUUUAAUGAGAAUUAGUUGGCCGCGUAUUAUAAGUCUAUCACAUCGUGGACGUAAUUUUAUUAUUGCACGAAGACCUGGUGAUGAUUCAUUAGAUCGUAAUAUGACUUUUAAAUGUAUUAGUCCUACACUGGCUAAACGAUUAUAUAAUGUUUGUGUGGAUCAUCAUAAUUUUUUCAGACUUCGUGGGUCGUCUAGGCCGAAAAAACCGAGUUUAUUCCCUUCGUUUGCUACUCGCAAAUAUCAUUAUCCUGGCACAACUGUGAAUUCAUCGUCGAUUGACGCUACUGUCGGUGUCGGUGGACAUAAUCAAACAUCUCGACCUUUAUCUAAAUUUCGUCCAAUGCCUGCCCAUCCUUCAGAGACUGGAUGGUUUACAUUUGCUAACCGCGGUGAAAUGGAUCAUAUGAAUGGUGCAGUCGCCAGUCAAUAUCAGUACCAACCAGCUAUGGUAAGUGGUGAUCCAGCCUGUAUGGAUCCCACUUAUUUCUGUAAUCAAAAUGUAAUCAAUGGACUGCCCAUACCAAAUGCUCAAGGUGUCCAACGCUAUUACCAACCAAGUAGUAAUGAUGUUACCGGCUUAAUGAAUGGUCAUCAUCCUAAUAGUAAUAAUAAUCAUAUCAAUAAUAUGCCCACAAUGAUUACUAGGAUAUCAUUUGAACCUGAACACUGGCGUAUAACUGGAGCUGAUUGUACAGCAGGCUUAGGAAUAGAUGCUCGGGGCUUAGAUGUUGCAUCUACACGUGGAGCUGGAUGGCAAGGUUGUAGAGCUAAUAAAGGUGUAAAAGCUCCAGGUGCAUAUUACUAUGAAGCGGCUUGUUUAGAGGAAGGACUUAUACGUGUCGGUUGGUCAACUAAUGAUGCCAAUUUAGAACUUGGUGCAGAUAAUUAUGGUUUUGGUUAUGGAUCCGAUGCUGUAGGCUCUGCUGGUAUGAAUGGCACUGGACGUGUAAUGCAUCGGAAUACUGGUCAUGAUUACGGAAUAAUGGUUCAUCAGGGUGAUGUAAUUGGUUGCCUGUUAGAUUUAGACAAAGGAUCAAUUUCUUGGUCAUGUAAUGGAAAAAUAUUUCAACGUGCAUUCACUAUACCUGACCAAUUAAGAGGAGAAGCUUUCUUACCAGCGGCUAGUCUAAAAGAUUCACGUAUCCUAUUUAAUUUCGGUGAAGAACAACCGUUAGAAUUCCCACCAGAUGGUUCAUUUAUUCCUGUAGCUCAAUCUGCUGAUGAUAGUCAAGUAUCUAAUCGAAAUCCUGGUUGGCGCAUGAAUCAGUACGAUGCAACGAAUGCUUUAGAUGUUGCACCCGACGGUAGUCAAGUUCAGUCACAUUUUAAUCAAGGUUGGCAAGGUUGUCGAUCAAAUCAUGGUAUUCGUGGUCUUGGACGCUUCUACUUUGAAGUAACUCCUAUUGAAUCUAUUGGACUAUGGCGAGUUGGUUGGUCAACAGAUGAUGGGAAUUUAAUUGUUGGCACAGAUCAAUAUGGUUUCGGUUAUGGUGCAGAUAACGAAGGUUUCGGUUUGAAUGGACAACAAGGAAAACGUAUACAUUGUGAUGAAAUUGAAAAUUAUGGUGAAGCAUUCUCUAAAGAUGAUGUGAUCGGCUGCUUUUUGGAUACGAUUGAACACACUAUUAAAUGGUCAAAAAAUGGUUUAGAAUUUGGUGACGCUUAUCUAAUUCCAUCUGAAUUGUUACAUUCUAAAAAUUUGACAGCAUUGUAUCCGACUGUGUCCUUGUUGAAUUCUACCCUGGAAUUGAACUUUGGCGACAAACCAUUUAAAUAUUAUCCUGGGCCUGAUUGGACACCUGUAUGCUGUGCUCCUCCUGAAUGUACUAAACGUUCUAGACGUAAAGGUCCUGAACGGAAAGUGAAGGGGUGGUCAUAUAUUGAUCCGACUAUUUUAGAACCAUCAAUUCGACAAACAAUGCAGUCGAUUGAAAGAAGUGAACCGCAAAUUGAAACAGAAACAUUUCAUGAUGAAAAUGGUAAAAUGAUCAAACGUACUGUUAAACGUUCUGAAGUGACUACUACAAAAACUGUUAGUGAACGUAUUAUUGCAAGUACUGCAGGUCAGAUUGUUCAUAAUUUACUACAGUCAUGUAAAAGCAAAAAUUUUGUUCCUUUGCUUUUAUGUGUCACAAGAAUACGAUUUCAUACUGAACCGGUGUUUAUAUGUAUUUUUGAUGGAAUAUUUCAAUUGUUCUAUACCCUCAUUCUUCAUAUACUCUUUUGGAUUAUAAAAUGA
This is a messenger RNA of Schistosoma guineensis, 3273 nucleotides long. The record is from the annotation of a GenBank genome assembly. NCBI's taxonomy places the organism in Eukaryota, Metazoa, Platyhelminthes, Trematoda, Strigeidida, Schistosomatidae.